UGUUGGGGCAUAGAAUGAAGCUACUGUCGGGAGUACAGUUUGAAAUAUGGCAAAAAGCUUGGAUGAUUUGGUUACCACUUUUUGCAGUAUUUCUUACUUACCUGUGGCUAUGGAGAAGAAGCAAGAAAAAUGGAAAGAGAUUACCACCUGGUCCCAAAGGGUUUCCUAUUUUGGGGAGUCUUCACAUGUUGGGGAAACACCCUUAUCGUGAUCUACACCAACUAGCUCAAAAAUAUGGACCUAUCAUGCACAUGCGAUUGGGUUUUGUGCCCACCAUAGUUGUUUCUUCACCCAAAGCUGCUCAACUCUUCCUCAAGACCCAUGAUCUUAUCUAUGCCAGCAGACCACCUCUUGAAGCUGCAAAGUACAUCUCUUGGGAGCAGAGGAACUUAGCUUUUGCUCAAUAUGGUUCUUACUGGCGCAACACUCGUAAGAUGUGCACGUUGGAAUUACUAAGCCAGGCCAAAAUUAACUCCUUUAGACCACUGAGGGAUGCUGAGCUAGACCUGUUGGUGAAGCAUCUGAGAGAGGCAGCCAAGGAUGGAGCUGUGGUUGAUCUAAGUGCCAGAGUUGCAGCACUCAUUGCAGACACUGCUUGCAGAAUGAUUUUAGGGAAGAAGUACAUGGACCAGGACUUGGAUGAGAAGGGUUUCAAGGCUGUGAUAACAGAGAUAAUGUACUUGACAGCAACUCCUAACAUAGGCGAUUACAUUCCUUAUAUCGGUAAACUUGACCUUCAAGGGCUAAUCAAGCGAAUGAAGGCGACGCGAAAAAUCUUUGAUGAGUUCUUUGACAAAAUCAUCGAUGAACAUAUUGAAUCAAAGAAGGGGGAGAACGAGGUAAAGGACUUUGUCGACGUCAUGCUGGGAUUACUCGGUACUGAAGAAUCGGAGUACUGCGUUGAAAGACCCAAUAUCAAAGCCAUAUUGCUGGAUAUGUUGGCUGGUUCAAUAGAUACUUCUGCGACAGCAAUAGAGUGGGCACUUUCGGAGCUGAUAAAGAAUCCAAGGGUGAUGAAGAAACUCCAAAUGGAACUGGAAAGCGUGGUGGGUAUGGAGAGGAAGGUGGAAGAAUCAGACUUAGAGAAGUUAGAGUAUUUAGACAUGGUUAUAAAGGAAAGCAUGAGGCUGCAUCCAGUGGCACCGUUGCUGAUACCACACGAGUCAAGGGAAGAUUGCAUGGUUGGAGAGUUUUUCAUUCCUAAAAAGUCAAAGGUGAUAGUGAAUGCAUGGGCUAUUAUGAGAGAUCCAAGUGCUUGGAAUGAUGCAGAAAAGUUCUGGCCAGAGAGAUUUGAGGGAAGCAGCAUAGAUCUGAAAGGGCAUGACUUCGAGCUGAUACCAUUUGGAUCUGGAAGAAGAAGCUGUCCAGGAAUGCAACUUGGUCUAACUCUGGUUCGUCAGACAGUGUCACAAGUUGUCCAUUGUUUUGAUUGGAAGCUUCCAAAUAACAUGUUACCAUAUGAGUUGGACAUGACAGAGGAGUUUGGACUCGCAAUGCCAAGGGCCAAUCAUCUUCUUGCCAUUCCCACUCACCGCCUUCACUGUCACACUGAUUGAUCCAGAGAACAAAACCUGUGGCCAACAUUAUAUGUUUUGAAUGAAUAAAAAGAAGACCUUAGAUUUGUAAUAAAUGUAAUUUCUCAUGUCUCUCCCUGUUCAUAGCAGUAAAUGCCUGUAACGGCUUGCUUUGUUUUUUUA
Messenger RNA from Vigna umbellata (rice bean), 1697 nucleotides. RefSeq names its product cytochrome P450 71AU50-like. Lineage: Eukaryota; Viridiplantae; Streptophyta; Magnoliopsida; Fabales; Fabaceae. The record is from RefSeq and is a predicted model, not a curated record. Gene Ontology annotation, molecular function: oxidoreductase activity, acting on paired donors, with incorporation or reduction of molecular oxygen; heme binding; monooxygenase activity.